This is a messenger RNA of Anoplopoma fimbria (sablefish), 2454 nucleotides long. RefSeq names its product zinc finger MYM-type protein 1-like. NCBI's taxonomy places the organism in Eukaryota, Metazoa, Chordata, Actinopteri, Perciformes, Anoplopomatidae. The record is from RefSeq and is a predicted model, not a curated record. The transcript is spliced from 2 exons. Gene Ontology annotation, molecular function: protein dimerization activity. Bases 14 to 2230 code for a protein of 738 amino acids.
UGCUGCUCGGUGAAUGCGAGCUCAGCAAAUACUCCUGGAGAAAGGAGCUACGAUUUCUCCUGUUGCAAAAGUCGAAGAUAUCAGCAAGUCCAAGAAUGAUGCACCAGUACAGCCGAACUUGAAUAUAUUCCCAACCACUUUGAUGGGGGACAGAAGACGGUGCUUCAGGCAAAACUGGUAUACUCUUCAUCCAUGGCUUGAGUAUUCUGUCAUAAUGGACUCUACAUAUUGCUAUGCAUGUAGACAUUUUAGCACACCAAAGGCCCCUGACACUGUUUUUGUUUCAACCCCUGGGUUUAGAAACUGGAAAAAUGCAACUAUGAGAAAGGCAGGGUUUUCAGUUCAUGCAAAGUCUGAGCGACACAAGUGUGCGAUGAUAGCAUGGCGGGAUUAUCAAAGUGCUGUUAAAAAUGAUGCAACACUAGCAGAUAUCCUUAACAAAGAACACACUAAACAAGUACAAGAAAAUCGGGCAUACAUUAAAACAAUUGGGGAAGUGCUGUUACUUACAGCUACACAAAACAUAGCACAAAGAGGGCAUGAUGAAUCUGAAGAGUCCAAUAACAAAGGAAACUUUAGGGAAAUUCUUAGCACAGUUGCUAACCACGACCCACUUGUUAAGAGAAGAUUAACUUCUAUUAACAAUGCAAAGUACACAAGCAAGAUCAUCCAGAAUGAGGUUUUGGGUUGUUUGGCAGAAAUGGUUCGUUCUGAAAUCAUAGAAGAAGUGAAGAACAGUGAGGUUUUCAGCAUCAUGGCAGAUGAAACAAAGGAUGUUUCAAAAAGUGAACAGAUUUCUUUCACACUCAGGUACUAUUACAAUGGGGCCAUUAAGGAGAGUUUUCUCCAUUUUGAAUCUGCAGAGAGGUUAGAUGCAGCAAGCCUAACUGGAAAAAUAGUGAACUUACUGGAAAGUUACGGCCUGAACUACAAAAAUAACCUUGUAGGCCAAGCAUACGAUGGCGCUGCCGUUAUGAGCGGUAAACAUUCAGGGGUUCAGGCAAGGAUCAAAGAACAGGCUAAAUUUGCCUUCUACAUUCAUUGUAGUGCACACUGUCUCAAUUUAGUGUUAGUUGAUGUAGUCAAAAAUGUCCCAGAAACAGAGGAGUUUUUUUCUUUGUUACAGAGCCUUUAUAUUUUUACCUCUGGCUCAUAUGUGCACCCAAAAUGGCUGUCUCUCCAAAAAGAAAUGUAUGGCAAAACAAGAGAGUUGCAACGUUUAAGCGACACACGUUGGGCAUGCCGAUUUCUAGCCCUACGCAACAUAAUGGACACUCUACCUGCCCUUAAACGACUACUGCAACAGAUUGCUCAAGAACGCCACGGUGAAAGAACUGUUGAGGCCCGAGGUCUUCUGCCUCAAAUUGACCUACAAUUUGUUGUGCACCUUGUCACUCUUAGUAAGUUGUUUGGGGAGACAAAACUACUGUCUGACAUGUUACAGUCACAAACUGUUGAUCUGGCUAGAGCUGUUGACUUGGUAAAUGCUUUAGUCCAGACAUUGAAAGACCACAGGCAGGAGUCUUUCUUUGAUAAGUUGUGGGAUGAAGCAUUGACUAUUUGUGAGCACUGUGAUUCUGCACCAUCAGUGGCAAAACGUCAGACAAUGCUGAGCACUAGGCUCAGUGGCUACUGCACACUAAGCACUGUUGGUCAGAGGGAGGUAGAACGUGACAAAGCUAUGUUUUGCACAUCAUUUUUCUAUCCUGUAAUUGACAGCAUGCUCAAGGAGUUGAACAGACGUUUCUCCAAUACCAACUGUGAGCUCAUGACAAGCAUACAGUCUCUCAACCCCCAGAGUGAUGCCUUUUUAAAGGAGACCAAUGUUUUUUCAUUUGGCCGUUUGUACAAUGCAGACAUUGAUGAUUUAGGGCAUGAGCUCCAUCAAUUUAAGAGAGUUUUGGACAGAAAAAUACAGAGUGGUGAAAUUACAAAGCCAUGCAAUACAGUUGAGCUGGUUUGUUUUAUUGAGCCAUACAGGGAAGUUUUCUUUGAACUCUUUAGACUGUGCAAGAUUGCCGUAACCCUUCCUGUAAGCUCAGCCUCUUGCGAACGCAGUUUCUCCACACUGAAACUGAUCAAAACCUUCCUGCGGUCCACCACUACUGACAUGAGACUCAGUGAUCUUGGUGUCCUGAGCAUAGAGUCCAGAAGGGCCAAGGCUCUGGAUCUGGAUGCAUUUGUGGACCGUUUUGCCAGACAGCACAACCGCCGUAUCCUGUUGUUGUAGUGUAGUGUUUACAUUAAUAGGUAAUGUCACAUUUUUAUACCCUUUGUUGUACCCUGGAGGUUUGUUCACAUUGAAUUGACACACUGUAUUUGUACCCUGUACUGUAUUUUUCAUUUUUCUACGGCCCUACCUCCUUUAGCUUCAGGAUUUAGGGCAUGAGCUCCAUAAAUUGAGUGGUUAAGUUAAAAAGCCAUGCAGUACAGUUGAGCUGGUUUGUUUUAUUG